This is a messenger RNA of Paramuricea clavata, 4762 nucleotides long. Lineage: Eukaryota; Metazoa; Cnidaria; Anthozoa; Malacalcyonacea; Plexauridae. The record is from the annotation of a GenBank genome assembly.
GUUCACCAUGUUCCUCAGCUCCAUGUCGAAAUGGAGGGAAAUGUAAAGAGAAAGGACGUUCUUUCAAGUGUACUUGUCUUCUUGGAUUUAAAGGGAAAAUAUGCCAGAGAAAGGGUAAUCAACUUAAUAUAUUGUAAUUUUAAUUGUGUAUAUAAUUUCUCAAGGAAAAGAUUCUUAUACUCAGGUAGCUCUUCUGAGUCCUGAAAUUCAUGACUGAAAUUAUCAGUAAUGAAAGAAGAGGUAUACUAUAUGCACCUGUAUAGGGUGAAUUGUUGUUGGAUUGUUAUGCAUUUUCGAUUAUUGGAAAUGUUUUAGAUAAUGCAUAAAUAUCAGUUUUAUUUGUUAUUCAUGCAUAUUUACCUUUAAUAACAUAUGCCUGAGCCAUAUACAUGCAUGAGCUUAUACCACAGCAUCGAAUAAAAUUAGUAAGCAUGCAAUAUAUGUUAUUUAUUAUAUGGCAAGCAUUUGUUUUGAUGAAUCGAGCAAUUUGAUUGGCUGCUGUCUAUAGGCAGGAUUGUCCCGUAUUGGGCAAUACGCAACUUUUAAUUUUUUAUUGCCCUGGGACCAGACUCCAGAGCCAAGUUUCAAACGGAAAAAAGUGUCUAAAAGUGUUUCAAACUAUUCAAAACGAAGAAAGAUAAACCUAAAAUAAAGCAACGGAGCAACUGCUGUGGUUAAAGAACUUUUUCAAUACGUUUUUGUUAGCGAAAGUCGAAAUUACAAAGUAAAUUUUACAAUAUUUAUAACUAUUAAAGCAGCCAGGAAUAGUUGUGUUUUGACUAUGUGAAGAGCUGCAAAUUUUAUUUGUAGAUAGCCAAGAGGAAUUUGACACUAUCCUAAAUAAAAAAUACAACUAAAGCAGCCACAGACUUAUAAUUUUUCCCUGAAAAUUUCUGUUUUUGUUAGAUAAAAAGAGACAUAAAUAUGAGAUGAUCUUGAAGCGAACUAAAAACGUACUUGUCCAUACUGUUCAUUAAUUUUAUUGUUUUCAUAUUUGUUGUCUUUGAUUAAAUGACGAAAUACUUCGUAUAUUUCUUGAAAUACUAUUAUAUCCAAACUGUGUUGGUAUUCUAUAUAAAAAGUGGUGUAGAGUAGUUUUACUAACCAAAAGAACAUUUUACUAUUUUUUUUUGCUUCUUUGCAAAAGUUUGGGACUUUGACUAAUUGACUUUGUACUUUGCCCUCGCGUAACAUUUUUUCCCAUUUUGUACAAACGUACAAUGCAUGGUCAAUGCCAUAUAAUAAAAAAUUUACUGAGCACAACCCUUCGGGUAGUACGGGAAAAUAUCCAAUCUCGGUCUUGCUGUAUUGAACUCGCUAUCGCUCGGUCAAUACAGCAAGACCUCGGUUGGAUAUUUUCCCGUACUGCCCUCACUCUCAGUCAGUAAGUUAUUAAUAUUUGCAUGAUGAUAAAAAACUAUUUAAAGAUUAAGAAAAUUUAGAUUUUUUCAAGAUCAGCCCCAAUAUGCAAGACAAUGGUAUAGUUCUAUGCAUGCAUGCAUGCAUGGGAAAGUAUCUUUCCAAUUAAAAUUCGAAAAAUAUUUAAUCUGCAUUCCCCGGUUGUCGCAUGAUGCUGUACAUAGAGGAUAUUACAGGGCGGCGCGAGAUGACUUUUAUCUUCGAGUGAUGAAAACGAGAAGAUAAAAGUCAUAUCUUCAAGCCACCGUGUAAUGUUCUGUUUGUUAUAUAGUCCCAAGCAAAAAAUGUGAAAUUUCACACUCAAAAGCAAAUUGGCGUCAUUUCACGCUCAAAGGCAACUAGUGAAGACAUGGAAAAUAUCUCACUGUGUAUUUUUUCAGUAUCUCACGCUCUACUAUAUAAUAAUACUGUAUAUGUAUGUAUGAAGGUUUUAACCUUUAACCAUCAAACAUUCACGGUCGGGAACAGUAAUUAAUUAUUGAGGCAGGAACAGUAAUUAAGUAGGGGAGCGCUCUCUACAGCAAUAGUAUACAAACAAGUCACCUGUCAUUAUUGGCGUCAUUUCACGCUCAAAGGCAACUAGUGAAGACAUGGGAAAUAUCUCACUGUGUAUUUUUUCAGUAUCUCAUGCUCUACUAUAUAAUAAUACUGUAUAUGUAUGCAUGAAGGUUUUAACCUUCAACCAUCAAACAUUCACGUUCGGGAACAGUAAUUAAUUAUUGAGGCAGGAACAGUAAUUAAAUAGGGGAGCGCUCUCUACAGCAAUAGUAUAUACAAACAUGUCACCUGUCAUUCUAUAGGUUCACCAUGUUCCUCAGCUCCAUGUCGAAAUGGAGGGAAAUGUACAGAGAAAGGACAUUCUUUCAAAUGUACUUGUCUUCCUGGAUUUAAAGGGAAAAGAUGCCAGAGAAAGGGUACGUAAUCAAAUUAAUUUAAUACAUUGUCAUUUUAAUUGUGUAUAUAUACGUAUAUAUUUUCUCAAGGAAAAGAUUCUUGUACUCAGGUAACUCUUCUGUGUCCUGAAAUUCAUGACUGAAAUCAUCAGUAAUCAAAGAAGAGGUUCCUGUAGGGUAAAUUGUUGUUGGAUUAUUAUACAUUUCCGUUCUCGCGGAAAUGUUUUAUUUAUAGAUAAUGCAAAAAUACUAGUCAUUUGGUUGAGAUUGUCACAACCUUUCGUCAAUUAUCAAGUUAAAAUUGUGGCUAUAACCAGGGACGCCGGAACUGGGGGGGCGGCUGCCCCCCUUGCCUUUUGCUAGGGGGGCAGGGGGGGCAGAAGUGCCCUUUUAGUUGUAAAAUAAUACGUGAUAAAUCACAUUUCCAAUGAUGCUUUUUGUAGGAAAAUCACGAGAUUCAGGCAAUUUAUAGUUUAUAUUUAUAAAAAUUUUGGGAAAUUUUUGGAAUUUAGAAAAAUAUUUUGCAGAAAUGGCGAAAAUUUAAGAUAUCCGGAAAAAUUUUUGGCGUCACGGAAAAUUUUUGUAUGUCCGGAAAAAAUUUUUGACUCCUAAAACUGACCGAAACUUUUUUGGCGACGGGGGGGGGUCGCCAAAAAAUUUUGCAGUGAAAAAAAAUUUUUCAGUAAAGGUGCCCUUGGUGUGCGUCCGCCCCCCUUUGCCCUAUUAUCGUUUCGGCGUCCCUGGCUAUAACUGUUCAUUUUCACCUUUGGUAUGUGUGAGCCUGAUAUACCCCAUCGAAUAAAAUUAGUAAGCGUUGUAUGUGUUAUAUAUUUGGAGAGAUGCGAUGUAAAUUUAGAAGACAGUUGAGUAAUAGAAUAUUGUUACUAAUUCCAAAGCGUAGUCGACGAUUGGGCGACAGAAUUUUGUCAAUUUCACGCGGCGAUUGUCAAGUGAGUAUCGAAUACUUUUACAUUGAAAAUGUGAAUUUAAGUUCUUAAUUUUCUAUUUUUGAUGAAGUAGGCCUUUGAUUACAUUUUCUGUGGUGUUUAAACAAAAAUUACAAAGAUUUUGAAAAACCUAUAAUUUUCCCGCCAAAAUAAACGUUUUAUGUUAGCGCGCCGUGUUUCGUAACGUAGGGAACAGAAUAAGACGACGCCAAGCCUUUCUAAAGGCCGUUUUCCACUAGAGGAAUUUUUUCGCGCGACGCGAAGCGAAAACCGAAAUCCGGCAACGUGAUUGGUCGGCGAAAAAAUUCGCGGCGAAAAAGUAGGAUCGCUUCCUACUUUUUAUCUGUUUGCGCGAAUAAAUUCGCCUAGUGGAAAACGGGCUUAACACGUCUCUCUAUAGCCGCGCCGUGAAUCGUAAACUUUCUAAUAUCUGCGUCAUUAACAAUGUCAACAAUAAUAACAUGAGUCUAAAUUAAUUUUUCUAAUCUUAUUUCCUUUGUUGAUAAUAUGCCUGCAUGUCUUCAAUGUUGAUCCUAUGUGAGCAAGUCCAUGCAUGUUGACCUUUUCAUAAUUCUUAUGAUUCAGUUUUUCCCCACGAAAUCAAGGGACAACUACCUCAACUACCAACGAUAGAUAUUUCAUCAUGACAAAGACACAAACUGAGCGCCAUAAAAGCGUUAGUGUAUCGUGCAAACACCUAUACAACCACAGAGAAAAAGAACGACGGAACUGAAACACGCUACGAACAUACGAAUUGGAAAAUAAAUUAGAAUCGCUAUUAUUCCAGCAUGAAGGUGUAUCUAGUGAUGAAGCAACCGACACAGAUAUACUUGUAGCUAAUUUCUCAGAAAUUUUGUCUGAUACCUCACAAAAAGUUCUAAACAUUAAGAGGCAAAAGAAAAAGAUCAAAAAAGGUAAUACCAAAAUGAGACAGGAAUGGUAUGACGGAAAUUGUCACAAUCUGAAAACGAACUUGAGAAAUUUAGGUAGUCUACUCUCGAAAUUUCCCAACGACAUUUACUUACGUCAUGUCUUUUUUGCAAAAAAAAGAAGGAAUAUAAACGUACAGGGCUCUAAACGUACAGUUAAAAAACAAAAAAGACAAUUUCAUAAUUCUAUACUAAAUAAAAUUGAAUUAUUAUCUGAAAACAAUCCUAAACAUUUCUGGAAACUCGUUAACUCCAUAAAAGCUCAAAAACCUAGAACUUCACACGAAAUUCUACCAUCUGAAUGGUUUGAUUAUUUCAAAAACUUGAACAAAAUAAAUAUCAAUACUGAAGUAGCAAGCAGUGAAGCACAAAUCAUAAAAGAUUUUAAUAUAUGGGCAUUAUAGGUACAAACGAUAGUCUUGACAGACCAGUAUCACUGGAAGAAGUGUACAAAUUAUCAAAAAGAUUAAAGAAUAAGAAAGCCAGUGCCAAUAACUCGUUGUCCAAUGAGAUCAUUAAAUUAGCAGUUGAGGUUUUGCCAUCCUACUUUGAAAAACUGUUUAAUAAAAUCUAA